Messenger RNA from Mesoplodon densirostris (Blainville's beaked whale), 1268 nucleotides. RefSeq names its product transcription elongation factor A like 1 (gene TCEAL1). The record is from RefSeq and is a predicted model, not a curated record. The coding region runs from base 193 to 723 and encodes 176 amino acids. NCBI's taxonomy places the organism in Eukaryota, Metazoa, Chordata, Mammalia, Artiodactyla, Ziphiidae. The transcript has 3 exons.
GGCGGUGACGCGCGGCCAUCACGUGACCAGAGCCUGUGUCUGCCCAAGUCCCUCUCGUCCUGGUCCUUUUUCCCUGUCCAGACACCAUCUUCCUAUUGCCCUUUGGUCGAGGGGAAAAACAGAAGGAAGUAAGUCCCCUCCGCCCUCUUAAAUCGGUCUCCGCAGGUCACAGCGGGGCACCUGGAGGAGAGGAUGCCUAGGAGCCAGCCGCCGGGAGAGGUCCAGGUCGGGACCAUCCUGAACAUGGAAAAAGCCUGCCAAGAGCCCGAGGAGCAGCCACAGAGCCCGCCCAAGGCGGAGGAGGAGCGGCCUCCUGUGGAACACUCUCCCGAAAAGUCGUCUCCGGAGGAGCCGUCUUCAGAGGAGCAAUCCUCGGAGGAGGACUUCUUUCCUGAGGAACUGCUUCCUGAGCUCCUUCCUGAGAUGCUCGUGUCCGAGGAGCGCCCUCCUCAGGAACGCCUGUCUAGGAAGGACCUUUUUGAGGAGCGCCCUCCCAUGGAGCAGCCUCCUUGCGGAGUGGGCAAACAUAAGCUAGAAGAGGGAAGCUUUAAAGAAAGGCUGGCUCGCUCCCGCCCGCAAUUUAGAGGGGACAUACACGGCAGAAAUUUAAGCAAUGAGGAGAUGAUAAAGGUAGCAGAGGAGAUGGAAGAGAUGAAGCGAGUACGAAACAAAUUGAUGAUCAUGCAUUGGAAGGCAAGGCGGAACCGUCCUUAUCCUAUUUAAUGUGUUCGGCCUUUAAUUCUGUUUUGCCUGGUAUGAGUAUUAUCACCUGACCUUUGUUUGCUUUUUCUCAUGUACCUUACCCCGUCUUCCUAAUCUUAACUUUGCGUGGCUUUAUUUGAGGUGUUUUGCCUGUAACUGGCAUAAAAUUGCCCCCCAUCUGCAAGUCCCCCUCUUUCAAUUAUGUCUUCUCCAUUUGCAUGGAAAGAUGUAUAUUAUAUAUUGUGAAGUGAAAAAAGCAAUUUUCAAAAAGUAUAUGUAGUAUCCCCUUUUUGUAAAAAAUGUAUAUUUAUAUAUUAAUAUGCAAAGAAAAAACUGAAAGUAUAUACUUCAAAGGCUUAACAGUGGUUAUCUGUGGUAAGAUAACAGGUGAUUUGUUUUUCAUUUUUGCUGCAUCUGAAUUUCUCAUUUUUUCAAGAUGAACACAUUUUACAUGUGUUGCAAAAAAAACCCCAAUAUAAUAGAAAAAUUGUAAAGCAAUUUAAAAAUAAUGUCAAUCAGCUUAUAAAGAUCAUGUGGCACUUAAUAAAUACUUGACAGAACUUAAA